Molecule: messenger RNA, 1553 nt
Organism: Colletes gigas
Lineage: Eukaryota; Metazoa; Arthropoda; Insecta; Hymenoptera; Colletidae
Product: zinc finger protein 37-like
Exons: 3
Coding region: 222-1484 (420 amino acids)
Biological process (GO): regulation of transcription by RNA polymerase II
Cellular component (GO): nucleus
Molecular function (GO): DNA-binding transcription factor activity; zinc ion binding; RNA polymerase II cis-regulatory region sequence-specific DNA binding
Source: RefSeq, a predicted model, not a curated record
UCGUGCGUUGUUCUAUCUCGACAUUGUCGCGAUAAGAUAAAAAUAAGAUAACGAAAUUAAUGCUUGUGGGGUUGACGAGGAAAGGGAGAAAUCCUCUAGACGAUCGGAUAUACGAAUCUAACCUAUGUCUACAGCUCUAUCUCCGAAUAAAAUCGUCCGUUUCUUGUUUUCGUUUCUUAUUUAUUUCAAUUAGUUAUUAGCGAACAACCACUAUAAGCAAAAUGAAGUUAUCGCAGGAUUCCAUUGAAGCUGGCGUAACGAGCACUAACUCGUGUAGAUUGUGCCUUCGUUCCGAGGGCUGCGUAACGUCAAUAUUUACCGAGGAAGAAGAAUCUCAACGUUUACGUUCCCACAUUUUAGAUUGCUGCCCAAUCACACUGUCCGAAGACACCCGGCUGCCGCAGGCGAUUUGCACCGAGUGCAAACACCAGGUGGCGGUUACGUACCAAUUUCGCGAGCAGUGCAGAAAAUCGGAACAAAAACUUCGAUCGCUGUACGGAUCGAAUUAUUGGAACGAGUUUUACCGCCCGAAUACACCAAACUAUAAAAUCGUUCGGGAUUACGGUGUACAGACUAACAACUGGUCAGGAUUGGUGAUCGAUUUGACAAAAGAUGACGGGCAAAAGAAGAAUGAUCGAAAAGCGUCUCGCGUUAAAAAAGUUGCAGUACGUUUGUCGAGGGUUGGACGAAUCGAGAAGAAACGGAAAAAUGAUGCUCCUUUGGCGAAAAACCGAUCGUCAAAGAAGAAGGUCGAGGCAAAAUUCGAAACUGUUAGAAAGGGGAAAAAUAAGAAGGAUGAGACACAAGUAGAAACUGUUAGAAAGGAGAUAAAUAAGGAUGGAGCCGAGAAAACAGUGCAAAAUUCUGUGGAACGGAGAAACGAAAACGUAGAAGAGGCAGGACUUAAAGGUGUAGAAGAAAGACAAGAUGGCGACGACAAUCACGAUCACGAUUCCGAAAAUCGAACGAAACCGGCCAACGAUAAAACAGGAAAACCGUAUAUGUGCGACGUUUGUAGCAAGACGUUCGCCUCCAAAUCCGGAUUGCGAUUACAUUUCAAAUCGCACAUUGGCGCGAAGCCUUACGUGUGUCGUCACUGUAACAAAGCGUUCGUUCUCCCGAGCUACGCCAAAAGGCACGAGAGAACUCAUUUGGGCGACAAACGGUUCAUGUGCCAUUUAUGUAGCGCCGGGUUCGCCUCUUCGAAUGGCCUCAAGUAUCAUUUGAACCUCCAUACCGGCGAGGCGAAGUAUCGCUGCGAGACUUGCGGCAAAGCUUUCUAUCGUUCCAAGUUUCUCAAAGAGCACAUAUUCACGCACACAGGCGAGAAACCGUUCGCGUGUAAAACGUGCGGAUUCACCUAUAAAAAUUCUGGCAGCCUGUUCGCCCACGAAAAGAAAUGUAAAGCCAAGUUUCAGGCCAGCAACGAACGCGUAUCCGCGGUUAAAAAAGAACUGAACGGUAGCGCCGAUUUCGGGGGCUGAUUCAACAAAUCCGUGUACAAGAAUUUAUAGAUUGAUUUGAAAGAUGGACAUAGUUGAACCGACUACGAA